Molecule: messenger RNA, 2107 nt
Organism: Perca flavescens (yellow perch)
Lineage: Eukaryota; Metazoa; Chordata; Actinopteri; Perciformes; Percidae
Gene: cdc50c
Product: transmembrane protein 30C
Biological process (GO): phospholipid translocation
Cellular component (GO): plasma membrane; Golgi apparatus; endoplasmic reticulum
Source: RefSeq, a predicted model, not a curated record
AUCAUCCCAUCCUUUGAUAAAGGAUGGGAUGCAGCACGAAGGGGGAUCGAAACCAACAGAUUAUCUCCGACAGCAAAUUAGAAUAAAGGUAUAAAAUACACGUCUGUGUCUUUUAUACCUUAACGUGAAUAAAAAGGAACCUGUGUUUGUCUCGGAGGAAGGUAGCAUAAUGUAACCACAAAGAAAAAUGGAAGUAUCAGAAAGAGGUAGUUAAGUAAAGGAUUGUGGUUAAUAAGUAACAGGCCACAACAGUCUCCCCCUGCCCUGCAAGGCCUGCUGGGAAAAUCUCUUGGCAAGCAGAGUGUUUGUGUGUGUGUGUAUAUAUAUCUGUGUGUGUGUGUGUGUGUGUGUGUGUGUGCGCGUGCAGGGAGAUAUCGCUGAAAAAAAGAACCGGAAGAGAAGAUAGAGCAGCACAUUCUCUGACACACUUUCUGGAUCUCCAGCUGUUACAAGUUCCUCUUCUGUCCGUAACCGAAGGUCCCGCUCAUGGGCAAAGUGAAGGGCAAGUCUGGGCCCUUGGCUCGGAGGCCAGACAACUCAGCUUUCAAACAGCAGAGGUUACCUGCAUGGUCUCCCAUGCUAACAGCUAACACUGUGCUGCCCUUCUUCUACUUAAUGGCUUUGAUAUGUAUGCUGCUGGGAGUAUGGCUGCUUCUUACAGUGCAGAGCACACAGGAAAUAAAGCUGGACUACACCGAGGCGGGGACAUGUGACGUGUGUUUUGAAAAGCGUAAAAAUGUGAGCAAUGCAGCCCAAACCUGCACCUGCACAGUUGUGUUUUCCAUUAAGAAAGCAUUGAAGGGAGAUGUCUUUUUCUACUAUGGCCUCCAAAACUUCCAUCAGAACCUCCGCAGAUACAUGGACUCCAGAGAUGACGGACAGAUGGUUGGUAGGAAGACAAACUUAAAGAACCCAAGUUCAUACUGCGAGCCAUUUACGAAAGACCCAAAUGGUCUCCCCUUUGCCCCCUGUGGGGCUGUGGCCAACAGCAUCUUCAAUGACUCCUUCACUCUGACCUAUCAUGGUUCCAGUGGUCCUUCAAUUCCGGUCCCUCUGUUACGGAAGGGCAUCACCUGGUACACGGAUAAAAAUGUCAAGUACCGCAACCCAAAGAAUGACAACAUGACCCUGGCUCAAGUAUUUGAAGGCACAGCACGGCCUCUGUACUGGCAAAAGCCUGUGUACGAGCUUGAUCCCCUCGACCCGACCAACAACGGCUUCAUCAACGAUGACCUGAUCGUAUGGAUGAGAGAGGCAGCCUUCCCCAACUUCAAGAAGCUCUAUGGGGUUUUAUACAGAGAUAGCCAGCCCUUUACUAAGGGUCUGCCAGCAGGGAAUUACACCAUCAACAUAUCCUACAACUUCCCUGUGCAGUACUUCCGAGGCAGAAAGGAAGUGGUGCUGACCACGCUGACCUGGUUUGGAGGUCAGAACCAUUUCCUGCCCGUUGCUUACCUUGUAACCAGCUGCCUGAUCCUAUUGGUAGCCAUCCUUCUCACUGUGGCAUGGUGGAAGUUUGGGAAAAAUGGAAAAAGAAUGGAAGAAUGAAGGGGUUAGACAUGCACUGGGAGGCCGAGGAGUGAAAAUCUCACAAGCACCUGAAAAUAAUUGUCGUGCUACUUUGGAGAAGAACAUUGAUAAAAGCACAUGAAGGAGAAUGGUUAAAGCAAAUUCAUGUGUUGGAGAACCAAUGAAGAAUUAAGUUUGACAUCAGGAAAAUGACUUUCCCUAUCAUUUAAAAAUGUUUAUGUUGCUCUGAAGAACACACUGAAAGCUAGGGGUGUUAGCACAGGCUUCAAGCUUUCUUUGAUAAUUUUACUUGAACCUUUGCAUUCUUUAAAUACAUAUCAUGCACUGGAAUUAUUUUAACAUGAUAUAUUAUAAUUAUUAUAUUAAGAAUUAACUUUAGAAGAAGUUGUAAUUUGUGGAUAUGGGUUAUUACAGCACAAGGGUGAGCCAGUGCCAAUGCUGAAAAUGAAUGUUUAAUAGCACAAGAGUCUACAGCCAUGCUAGCAGCUCUGUGCUAAAUGUUAAAAUCUGUAUGCUUACAUGCCUGUAAUAUUUUGUUAUGACAACAGCUGAAGAUAGUAAUAAAACAUUUCCUUUU